This is a messenger RNA of Diplodia corticola, 1497 nucleotides long. RefSeq names its product nad+ kinase. Bases 1 to 1497 code for a protein of 498 amino acids. NCBI's taxonomy places the organism in Eukaryota, Fungi, Ascomycota, Dothideomycetes, Botryosphaeriales, Botryosphaeriaceae. Gene Ontology annotation, biological process: NAD+ metabolic process; NADP+ biosynthetic process. The transcript is spliced from 4 exons. Gene Ontology annotation, molecular function: NAD+ kinase activity. The record is from RefSeq and is a predicted model, not a curated record.
AUGCGCAAGCCGACCAACUGCUUCGUCCACGCCCUCUUCGAGCCGCACCGCGACGCCGCCGCGCUCGAGGCGACGCAGAACCACCACCACACCCCUCCGGACGGCGACUACGCCAUCGCGGAAUCCCCAUCCGGCCCCACCACCACCGCCGCCGCCGCUGCCGCCGCCACCGCCGCCGCCGCCCACCAGGCGCAGGCCCUCCCGUCGUACGAAGGCAUACAAUCCGAGCGCGUGGCGGACAAGAACCCGGAUGCGGACGCGGGUCUGUACAACAACGGGGGCAUCAGGGGCGGGGAGCAGCGCGUGGCGGGAGGCGGCGGGGCGGGGCCGGUCGAGGCGGCGGUGCAGAGCCGGCUGUUGACGAAGAAGCAGAUCUCGGACAUGGCGUUCGGGAUCCGCGAGCUGGCCAAGAAGCUGGCGCACAUCCGGAUCAAGAUGAACGUGCGGAACGUCUUCAUCCUGGCCAAGGCGUACGACGAGACGCUGAUUGGGAAGACGAGGGAUAUGGCCGAGUGGUUGCUCGGGCAGGAGGAGAAGGGGUAUAGGAUAUACGUGGAGAAUACGCUGCAGGAUAACAAGAUCUUCGAUUAUAAGGGCUUGGUGGAGGGGAAUGAGAGCUUCAGAAAUCGAUUGAGGUUUUGGACGGUCGAGCUUUGCCAGCAGAGGCCCCAAACAUGGGAUAUCGUCCUUGCUCUCGGCGGAGAUGGCACGGUUCUGUACGCAAGCUGGCUGUUCCAGCACGUGGUUCCACCUGUUCUGGCUUUCUCGUUAGGCUCGCUCGGGUUUCUGACGAAGUUUGACUACGGUUCCUACGAGCACACUCUGACAAAGGCCUUCAACGAAGGUAUCACGGUCAGCCUGCGGCUUCGAUUUGAGGGCACGGUCAUGCGAUCGCAGAAGCGCGACAAGUGUGGCGGCAGUACACCGCGGGAUCUAGUGGAAGAGCUGAUUGGCGAAGAAAGUGAAGACUGCCAUACACACCACCCUGACGGAACAUACAACAUCCUGAACGAAGUCGUGCUCGACCGCGGGCCAAACCCGACCAUGUCCUCGAUCGAGAUCUUCGGCGACGACGAGCACUACACGAGCGUGCAGGCGGACGGCAUCUGCAUCGCGACGCCGACGGGCAGCACGGCGUAUAACCUGGCGGCGGGCGGGUCGCUGUGUCACCCGGACAACCCGGUAAUCCUGCUCACGGCCAUCUGCGCGCACACGCUAUCCUUCCGGCCCAUCGUGCUCCCCGACACCAUCGUCCUACGCGCGGGCGUGCCGUAUGAUGCGCGCACCAGCUCGUGGGCCAGCUUCGACGGCCGCGAGCGCGUCGAGCUCAAGCCCGGCGAUUAUGUCACCGUCAGCGCCAGCAGGUUUCCUUUCCCGAGCGUGCUGCCGGUCGAGCGGCGGGGCAAGGAUUGGAUCGAUAGUAUUUCGAGGACGUUGAAUUGGAAUUCGAGGCAGAGGCAAAAGGCCUUUAAGGAGUGGGAGAAGGAGGAGAAAUAG